Messenger RNA from Rotaria socialis, 1047 nucleotides. NCBI's taxonomy places the organism in Eukaryota, Metazoa, Rotifera, Eurotatoria, Philodinida, Philodinidae. The record is from the annotation of a GenBank genome assembly.
AUGAGUAUGAAACGACCUAAUGAAAGUGGAAGUCUUGUACCUAUUGGUCCACAAGCACCAUAUAAACAAGCUCGAACAAAUGAAAAUAACAAUCAACAAUUAGUUUCAACUCAACCACGUACAUCAAAAUUAGCAGCACCGAUUAUGUUAUUACAAGGACAUGAAGGCGAAAUAUUUUCUUGUAAAUUUCAUGCCGACGGUGAAAUUAUGGCGUCGGCUGGGUUUGAUAGAAAGAUUUUUCUAUGGAAUGUUUAUGAUCAAUGUUACAAUUGGUAUGUUUUAACUGGGCAUGGUGGUGCUAUUAUGGAAUUACAAUGGAGUCCAGAUGGCAGUGAGCUUGCUUCAUGUUCUACAGAUAAAUUAGCCUAUAUAUGGGACAUAACCACUUGUCAGCGUGUCAAGAAAUUGAAAGGUCAUCAAUCAUUGGUUAAUUCCAUAGGUUAUUCGCGUAUAGGUAAAGAUAUGCUUUGUACUGGUUCGGAUGACGGCACAGUAAAAGUAUGGGAUAGACGUAAACGUGGCGAAGUUAUGACAUUUGAAUCAACAUAUCAAGUUUUAACAUGUUGUUUUAAUGCCUCAUCAGAUGCAGUUUUUUCCGGUGGAAUAGAUAAUACAAUAAAAAUGUGGGAUUUACGUAAACAAGAAGUAUCGUUACGCCUGGAUGGGCAUCUUGAUAGUCCAACAGGUCUUGAAUUAAGUUACGAUGGAUCUUAUUUGGCAUCGAAUUCCAUGGAUUCAACAAUACGUAUUUGGGAUAUACGUCCAUAUUUUAAUGGUGUUGAUCGAUGUAUUAAAUUAUUUCAAGGGCAUCAACAUAAUUUUGAAAAAAAUCUCUUACGGGUUUCUUGGUCACCCGACGGAAAACGCAUAUCAUGCGGUAGCGCUGAUAAACAUGUUUAUAUUUGGGAUAUAGCAACAAGAAAAAUACUUUAUCGUUUGCCAGGUCAUCUUGGCAGUGUUAAUGAAGUCGAUUUCCAUCCAGUUGAACCCAUUAUUGCUUCGUGUUCAUCAGAUAAAACAGUUUUUCUUGGGGAAAUUGAACCCUAA